This is a messenger RNA of Heterobilharzia americana, 342 nucleotides long. Lineage: Eukaryota; Metazoa; Platyhelminthes; Trematoda; Strigeidida; Schistosomatidae. The record is from the annotation of a GenBank genome assembly.
AUGGAAUCCCGAAUUGGAGAGGGCAAACAUCCCACAUCACCAUCCGAAGCGCGCCGUCAGCAAAAGAAUCUGAAGUUCGUAAUUGUAUUGAAGGUUAAAGAAAUAUGGAGAACUGGAAGUGAAUAUGUUGAAAAAUUGAAUAAAUUAGGUUUAAAAGAUCCAUGGAUUAGAAACUAUGCUUGGGUUUAUUCAUCAAGGGUUUAUCGUACACGUUCACAACAUCUUAAAUUAAUGUUUUUAUCACAAUUACCAGUUGGUAUAGUUUUGGGGGUUGUUGCCAGUUUAAUGGUCAAUGCAUUCGAUAGGUGGCGUAAACGUCAAUUUCAACUAGCGUCACAUUAA